ACUUCAACCCGAGGGUGGCGGUAAUGCACCCAGAAGUUGUUUGCCAACCGCCCUAAAAAACAGAAGAAGAAUCGCAGGUUGAAAGAAAACCGCGGUGUUCAGCGCAGGAGACAGAAAAUAAAACAUACAAUCAUAAUGCUUCCCUUGUCUUUGCUGAAAACUGCCCAGAAUCAUCCCAUGUUGGUUGAGCUUAAAAAUGGGGAAACCUACAAUGGCCACCUGGUGAGCUGUGACAACUGGAUGAACAUCAACCUGAGAGAAGUCAUCUGCACUUCCAGGGAUGGAGACAAGUUCUGGAGGAUGCCUGAGUGCUACAUUCGAGGAAGCACAAUCAAGUACCUGCGAAUCCCUGAUGAGAUCAUUGACAUGGUGAAGGAGGAGGUGGUGUCUAAGGGCCGCGGACGUGGCGGCGCCCAGCAGAAUAAACAACAGGGCAAAGGAAGAGGAGGACCCGGUCGAGGCGUGUUUGGCGGUCGUGGCAGAGGGAUGUCUGGACCUGGGCGGGGCCAGCAGCAGCCGCCGUCCGAUAAGAAACCUGGAAAACCGCAGGGAAUGAAGAACCAGCACUGACAAACAGUUCUGCACUUGUGAUUACAUCCUGUUAACCGAGUGAUUCCUGCUUCAUACAGGAGGAUACAAUUAACCAUAUGUUUGUUUUUGAUGUGAUGGUUGUAGAACAAUACAGGUCUACACAAAAAGCUGUGCUGAUUGAACAGGUUUUUUUAAAUUAGUCAACAGCAGUUUUUCACUCAGUUGGCAUCUUCAUUUUUUGCAAUUUAUGUCAAACUACAGAGAAAAAUUCAUCUGUUGUGUUGUAAACAGUUUAGUUUCAGUUGUUUUGAUGGUAGUUUAUUCAUGUUGUUUCCAUGAUGUGAAACGCACCUAAAAUGUAUUUUUUAUUUACUUUAGCUGUUUUCUGUACAUUUGAUAUGAUCACAGGACUUAAGACCGUAGACUGACAGUUAAGAAAGUUCAGCUCCUGAAAUCUUUAGUUAAAAACACUUACAAGAUGAUGCAUGAUGAAAAUUGAGUAUUCCAGAAAAAGAUUCUCCUAUUAUUCAGACGGAAAUGGAAAAGUCCAAAAUAUGUUGAGUUGUUUCUUUUUAUUUUUGUAACAAAAUACAAUAUUGUAAUUUAUGUACAGAAGACCUUGAGAAUUAAAAACUCUUUGUGGAA
Messenger RNA from Girardinichthys multiradiatus, 1176 nucleotides. It is a transcript of the gene lsm4, whose product is annotated as LSM4 homolog, U6 small nuclear RNA and mRNA degradation associated. Gene Ontology annotation, biological process: mRNA splicing, via spliceosome; P-body assembly; spliceosomal snRNP assembly. The coding region runs from base 136 to 570 and encodes 144 amino acids. Gene Ontology annotation, molecular function: U6 snRNA binding. The record is from RefSeq and is a predicted model, not a curated record. The transcript has 5 exons. Gene Ontology annotation, cellular component: U6 snRNP; P-body; spliceosomal tri-snRNP complex. NCBI's taxonomy places the organism in Eukaryota, Metazoa, Chordata, Actinopteri, Cyprinodontiformes, Goodeidae.